This is a messenger RNA of Cynara cardunculus var. scolymus (artichoke), 1143 nucleotides long. RefSeq names its product desumoylating isopeptidase 1. Gene Ontology annotation, biological process: protein modification by small protein removal. Lineage: Eukaryota; Viridiplantae; Streptophyta; Magnoliopsida; Asterales; Asteraceae. Bases 161 to 994 code for a protein of 277 amino acids. The transcript has 5 exons. The record is from RefSeq and is a predicted model, not a curated record. Gene Ontology annotation, molecular function: peptidase activity.
CCCCCUCUAUAAAUUCAACUCCAGGGUUCUUGUUCCUCUUUGCGCUCCUCUUAUUUGACUCGAAUCUCAGAGCUCGCCAUCUGUCAAUUUAGUGAAAACUUCAGAACCCGGGAAUUUUUUCUAGCAUCCACAACUUCCGUUUACAUUUUAAAGUCAAAAGAUGGCUGAGGAGGGUUAUAAGGUGAGCUUGCAUGCAUAUGAUUUAAGUGGAGGCCUAGCUCGCCAACUCUCUAUGUCAUUCCUCGGGAAGGCUAUUGAAGCCAUAUGGCACACAGGUGUGGUAGUAUAUGGUACCGAGUACUAUUUUGGGGCUGGUAUCCAACAAAUCCCGGCUGGAACAGCACCAUAUGGGGCUCCACUCCGAGUGAUUGAUCUUGGUGUUACCCAUGUCCCGAAGGAUGUGUUUGAGAUGUAUUUACAGGAGAUAAGUCCGCGCUACACAGCAGAAACUUACAGUUUACUGACACAUAACUGCAAUAAUUUUAGCAAUGAAAUUGCACAAUUUUUGGUGGGUGCCUCUAUCCCAGAGUACAUCGUCAACCUACCAAAUGAAGUCAUGAAUAGUCCAAUGGGAGCUCUGAUAAUGCCUAUGAUCCAGAAUCUCGAGACCACAUUGAGGGCGGGUGCUGUCCCACAAGCUCCUCAGUUUAGGCCAUCUCCAGUGCAAACAAUUCCAGAAGUAUCAAAGAAACCCAAUGAAUCAUCAGAAAGCAUCCAAAUUCGACCACAGGAAAAUGCUAGUGCUAGCAACGGUAAUACCAAGUCGACCCAUGAGAACACGAUUCCUCCCGCAGUUGUUCCCGCUGGAACGCCACAAGAUCAGAAACCAAUAGCCGACCCGCUCGGGGACGCAAGGAGCAAGGUGCAAGAAGAGAUUGGGAAAGAGUUUGCUGCAAUCAUGGCAAGCGGAACGUUUCGUGCAAGCGAGGCCGCAGCGCUCGCAACCAAGAAGGUGAUGCAGAGAUAUGGGCACAUGAAAGCAGCACAAAGCUGAAACAGGCUUCGCGAUUUCUUCUAGUUUUCCUUUUCUGAAUAUUUCAUUGGACGGCAUAAACUUCCGAAAUCAUUGUUGUGACUGCAUAUAAUCGGAUUAUAUGAUCUAUUUACUUGCAUUUGAUCGUAUUAUAAGAUCGAUUUUCGUGC